CUGCUUGACGACCGCACAUGGCAACGCGGUUGAAAUUUGAUUCAAUGCUGCUUAGCCAUGGCCAUGACAAGAAACAGCAAAGGAAAUCCGGCAACGCCCGCAGAACGCGAGUUGGUUUUUCAAUUCAAACUCACAUCCCACACAACAUUCGUAAUGUUUGCCAAGACGCUUCUUCGUACUGCACGUCCUGCUCGUCUCGUCCGCGGUGGGGACAGCCAAGUGUCUGCUUGGGGUCCCUUGAACUUUGCUGGGGACAACUGGAAAGGUGACGGUGCUGUUCCCUUCACCACCCGCAGCCGGACUCGAUUUUUAGUUACCUUCUGGGUCUUGUCUAUUGUUGGCUUUGGCCUCCCCUUCGCCAACACCGAAAUGAGGGUUGGUCCCCUUCGAGAAGGCGUUAAGAAGGAAUAUGCUGAGCAGGCCGCCGGUGCUGUGGCAUAAUCGACCAACAUCCAACAAAUGUACCGAAGAGUUCACCCACGGGCUCACAAAAAUAUAAUAUAUCCUUAUAUAUUGGACUAGACGAUGGGUUGGACGACAUGUUUUGAGCUGGUGCAAUGAGCAUUUUACUACUUCUAUGCGCGUAGAGCGAUGGGUUUGCUAAGAUUGAUUAUCUUCCAUGGGAUGCCGGUAGCGGAG
Molecule: messenger RNA, 639 nt
Organism: Spizellomyces punctatus DAOM BR117
Lineage: Eukaryota; Fungi; Chytridiomycota; Chytridiomycetes; Spizellomycetales; Spizellomycetaceae
Exons: 5
Coding region: 58-441 (127 amino acids)
Biological process (GO): mitochondrial electron transport, cytochrome c to oxygen
Source: RefSeq, a predicted model, not a curated record